Messenger RNA from Neurospora tetrasperma FGSC 2508, 216 nucleotides. RefSeq lists its product as uncharacterized. The transcript has 3 exons. Lineage: Eukaryota; Fungi; Ascomycota; Sordariomycetes; Sordariales; Sordariaceae. The coding region runs from base 1 to 216 and encodes 71 amino acids. The record is from RefSeq and is a predicted model, not a curated record.
AUGUGCUCCUUGCCGGCCCCUUUAGAGUUGGAGAAGCAAAGUCCGUUGGGGCAAACACAAUGCGCCGAAGCCGCGCCGCAGAUGAACAGGAACACCGUCAUUGUACACGACGUCGUAAACUACCUAGCCAACUCUAACGUCCGGUCUCUUGCUGGCUCUUGCUGCAGCCAAUCUAAUCUUUCGAACAAAAAUCCCGGCGUGACCGGCAAUUAUUGA